Trichobilharzia regenti is the source of this 357-nucleotide messenger RNA. The record is from the annotation of a GenBank genome assembly. Lineage: Eukaryota; Metazoa; Platyhelminthes; Trematoda; Strigeidida; Schistosomatidae.
AAAAGAACUAACUUCUUAAUUAAGUCUGAAAUGCAGAGGUUGAAUGUAAUAUAUAACCAGAAAUUCAUGUCCUGCAAAAAUCCUUCUAAUAUGUGGAAACUAUUUAAGGAAAUCACUGGUGGUAAGCAGAUAAACAAUAUUCCAUAUUCUUUUGAUGUAUGUACUCUUAACAAAUCUUUUAUUUACUCUCCCUCAAAUGCCAUGCUUCCCAGCAUCACUUGUGUUAAUAAUAGCCCCUUUCCAGGUUUUAACACAAAUGAUGUUCAAAAGUGCCUCAAGUCUCUAAACCCUUCCCAGAGCUUAGGUCCCGAUUAUGUACCUAGUAUUAUUUUUUAAAAAUGUUCUGAUAUUCUGUGU